GUCCAAGCUGACUAAUGAAGACUUCAGAAAGCUUUUGAUGACCCCGCGGGCUGCGCCAACAUCUGCGCCACCGUCCAAAUCUCGCCACCAUGAGAUGCCCCGGGAGUACAAUGAAGAUGAAGAUCCAGCUGCUCGCAGAAGGAAGAAGAAAAGCUAUUAUGCAAAGCUGCGCCAGCAGGAGAUAGAGCGUGAGAGGGAGCUGGCUGAGAAGUACAGGGAUCGAGCCAAGGAGAGGAGAGAUGGCGUGAACAAGGACUAUGAGGAAACGGAGCUGAUCAGCACAACUGCCAACUACAGAGCUGUGGGGCCGACGGCAGAGGCGGAUAAAUCUGCUGCGGAGAAGAGAAGACAGUUGAUCCAGGAGUCCAAGUUCUUGGGUGGUGACAUGGAGCACACUCACUUGGUGAAGGGUCUGGACUUUGCGCUGUUGCAGAAGGUACGGGCUGAGAUUGCCAGCAAGGAGAAGGAAGAGGAGGAAAUGAUGGAGAAGCCCCAGAAAGAAACUAAGAAAGAUGAAGAUCCUGAGAACAAAAUUGAAUUUAAGACCCGGCUGGGUCGCAACAUCUACCGCAUCCUGUUCAAGAACAAGGCCUACGAGCGGAAUGAGCUGUUCCUGCCAGGGAGGAUGGCCUACGUGGUAGAUCUGGACGAUGAGUAUGCUGACACGGAUAUCCCAACCACGCUGAUCCGGAGCAAGGCCGACUGCCCCACCAUGGAGGCACAGACCACGCUGACCACCAACGACAUUGUCAUCAGCAAGCUGACACAGAUCCUCUCCUAUCUCAGGCAAGGGACCCGCAACAAGAAACUCAAGAAGAAAGACAAAGGGAAGCUGGAUGAGAAGAAACCCCCUGAAGCUGAUAUGAACAUCUUUGAAGACAUUGGGGAUUACGUACCCUCCACUGCAAAGAUGCCACGGGAGAAGGAGCGGGAGAGGUACCGUGAGAGAGAGCGCGACCGGGACAGGGACCGGGAGCGGGACAGGGACCGGGAACGCGAGAGGGACAGGGAGCGUGACCGUGAGCGGGAGGAGGAAAAGAAGAGGCACAGCUACUUUGAGAAGCCCAAGGCUGACGAUGAGCCCACAGACAUCGACAAAGGACCCGGCUCAGCCAAGGAGCUCAUCAAGUCCAUCAAUGAGAAGUUCGCUGGAUCAGCUGGCUGGGAAGGAGCAGAGACUUUGAAGAAGCCAGAAGACAAGAAGCAGCUGGGGGACUUCUUCGGCAUGUCAAACAGCUACGCCGAGUGCUACCCCGCUACAAUGGAUGAUAUGGCUGUGGACAGCGAUGAAGAGGUGGACUACAGCAAAAUGGAUCAGGGUAACAAGAAGGGACCUCUGGGGCGCUGGGACUUUGACACCCAGGAGGAGUACAGCGAAUACAUGAACAACAAAGAGGCUCUUCCCAAGGCGGCCUUCCAGUAUGGGAUCAAGAUGUCUGAGGGACGCAAAACCCGUCGCUUCAAGGAGACAAAUGACAAGGCAGAGCUGGACCGGCAGUGGAAGAAGAUCAGUGCGAUCAUCGAGAAGAGGAAGAAGUUGGAGGCUGACGGGGUUGAGGUGAAGCGGCCCAAGUACUGA
This is a messenger RNA of Pterocles gutturalis (yellow-throated sandgrouse), 1579 nucleotides long. RefSeq names its product IK cytokine, down-regulator of HLA II (gene IK). The transcript is spliced from 18 exons. NCBI's taxonomy places the organism in Eukaryota, Metazoa, Chordata, Aves, Pterocliformes, Pteroclidae. Gene Ontology annotation, cellular component: nucleus. Gene Ontology annotation, biological process: mRNA splicing, via spliceosome. The record is from RefSeq and is a predicted model, not a curated record. The annotation marks the transcript as partial.